GAGUUCCAGUUCACACCAAAGCCGCCAUGAGCUCGCUGGAAUGCCAUUUUGCUGUGAAACUGUUCCAGCAGAUUCGACUAUCCAAUAAGGAAAAUAUCUUCUUUUCUCCCUUCAGUAUCUUAUCAGCCUUAUCCCUGGUCUACUUAGGGGCCAAAAAAAACACCGCAGUAGAACUUCAGAAGGUCCUUUUCUCUGAUGAGUCCUCAGAGACAACCAAUGAAGGAAACACAGCAAUUACGGCUGGAAAGUUGGACAAAGUGCAUCAUCAUUUUCAAAAACUUCAGACUGAACUCAAUAAGCCCAGUGAUGACUAUGAGCUGAGCACUGUCAACAGACUCUAUGGAGAAAAGACGUUUCGGUUUCUUCAGGAAUACACAGAUAAUAUUAAGAAAUUUUACCUAGCUGAUGUGGAAUCUGUAGACUUUGCAAAUGCUGCAGAAGAAUGUCGGAAAAUGAUAAAUUCCUGGGUGGAGAGACAAACACAUGACAAAAUCAAGGACCUAAUUCCCAAAGGUGACCUUACAGGUGCCAUCCUGCUCCUGGUGAAUGCAGUCUAUUUUAAAGGGCAGUGGGAGAACAUAUUUGAUGAAAAAAUUACUGAGCAGGCCCAAUUUUGGCUAAAUAAGGACACAAGCAAAUCUGUAGAGAUGAUGAGACAAAUCAGUUUUUAUAACUUCUCUUCACUGGAGGAUGUGCAAGCCAAGAUUCUGGAAAUUCCAUACAAGGGGAAAGACCUAAGCAUGGUGGUGCUAUUGCCAAAUGAAGUAGAUGGUCUAAAGAAGCUGGAAGAGAACUUUACCUCCAACAAACUGAAAGAGUGGAUGAGGCCCGAGAAUAUGAGCGCACGACAGGUGAGUCUCCACUUACCUCGGCUCCACGUGGAGGAAUCCUACGACCUGAAGGCCACACUGAUGGGCUUGGGCAUUGUGGAUGCCUUUAGCUCUCAGGACGCCGACUUGUCGGGCAUGACUGGGAGCCAGGGUCUGGUUCUGUCCAAAGUCCUGCACAAGUGCCUUGUGGAUGUGACCGAGAGAGGCACGGAAGCUGCAGCCGCCACCGCCAUAAAAGUGGAGAUCACGGCAUCCCCCUACCUCGAAAGGUUCCACUGUGACCACCCUUUCCUGUUCUUCAUCAAGCACAAUAAAUUCAACAGCAUCCUCUUCUUUGGCAGAUUCUCUUCUCCUUAAAGGGGGUGAGACUGCCAUAAACUUCAGGAGACUCUGUAGGAACUAUGGUGGUUGUCUUUGGGAAGGGCGGGUGAGGGCACUGAGGGCACAGAACUCUUGUGGUGGGUGUGGUGUGACAUACUCUGUAACCUUACAACCUUGUAGUCCACUGUCUGUUAAUCGAAAAUUUAAAAAUUAUGGGCCAGGUGGUGACGCACCUGGUUAAGCGCACACAUUACAGUGCACAAGGACCCAGGUUCAAGUAUCCGGUCCCCACCUGCAGGGGGAAAGCUUCACAAAUGGUGAAGCAAGGCUACAGGUGUCUCUGUCUCUCUCCUCUAUGUCCCCCUAGCCCCCUCAAUUUCUCUCUGUAUCUAAUUAAUAAAUUAAUUAAUUAAUUGAAAGAAAACAUUCUGCCUUCUCUGCCGAUGAAAUGUUCCCUGGGAGAUCCCCUUAAGAAAUAUGGUUACGUAUAAAUAUUUCUUUCAAAGGCAAUCUUCCUCUGUUUUCAAGUCCUCCUGACAUGUACACAUGCACACACACAAACACACGCACACUUCAUGAAGUUAACCUUUUCCCAGAUAUAUUCUGUAGAUGGUAAAAAUUUGCUUCCAUGUAAAGGUUGGGGAUAUCUUCCAUAAAAAAUACCUUCCCACUAAAUUUUUUUUAUUUACUCUUUCUUGAGCACAUCUUAGGAUUCUGCCUGGAACUGUGCACCCCAAAUUGCAAAGUUUGAUCCCAAGUAAACACAAAUUGUCUCUCAUUAAAUCUAUAUAUAAAUAUCAUUAAACUGUCUUACUGUUUCUUUAA
This is a messenger RNA of Erinaceus europaeus (western European hedgehog), 1976 nucleotides long. Its product is annotated as serpin B3-like. The transcript has 7 exons. NCBI's taxonomy places the organism in Eukaryota, Metazoa, Chordata, Mammalia, Eulipotyphla, Erinaceidae. The record is from RefSeq and is a predicted model, not a curated record. Gene Ontology annotation, biological process: negative regulation of endopeptidase activity. The coding region runs from base 27 to 1187 and encodes 386 amino acids. Gene Ontology annotation, molecular function: serine-type endopeptidase inhibitor activity.